This is a messenger RNA of Psilocybe cubensis, 654 nucleotides long. RefSeq lists its product as uncharacterized. Gene Ontology annotation, biological process: phospholipid transport. Gene Ontology annotation, molecular function: phosphatidic acid transfer activity. The transcript is spliced from 4 exons. The record is from RefSeq and is a predicted model, not a curated record. Lineage: Eukaryota; Fungi; Basidiomycota; Agaricomycetes; Agaricales; Agrocybaceae. Gene Ontology annotation, cellular component: mitochondrial intermembrane space. The coding region runs from base 1 to 654 and encodes 217 amino acids.
AUGAGAUUCUUUUCCCAGUCUUUUCUAUACGAUGAUUCCUGGUCCAUUGUCACCUUAGCAUUUUUUCUUCGUUAUCCAAACCCUUAUGCUGCCCACGUUAUUUCAUGUGAUGUUAUCUCUCGCCACCAAACCCCGUCAGGUUCUUUAAUAACCACUCGACUAAUCCUCAAGAAAGGAGCCAUGCCUAGAUGGUUUCCGAAAGGCAUCAUAUCGAGAGCAGAGUCAUGGGUCAUUGAGGAAAGUGAAGUGGAUCCCUACGGCAAAAUAGUCAAAUGUGUCACCAAGAACCUGGACCACGUCAAAAUUAUGCAAGUUGAGGAAUCCGUACAAUUUGCCCAGACCUUGGAUGGGAAAACCUUGCAGCACACGGAAGCUAGGGUGGUUUCGAAAUUUGGGUGGGGCCUAACCAAGAAGAUCGAAAAUCAUGGUCUAUCCAAAUUCAAAGCUAAUAUGCAGCGGUCUCGUGAAGGAGUCAGCCUAAUUUUGUCUUUACUCAGGCAGUCACGGCUGCAACCCAUGGCUAUGGGCAUUGAAGAUUCCCAAGGCACAUCACCCGUUAUUGAAAGACCUCAGGAGAUUGUUUCAAACAAAAAGACAGAUAAUUUGACCCUAUGGGCCAAGGUUCGAAAUUACUUUUAUCACCCACCUACAUAA